AAUCCGAAAGGCUUCUACAACGAGGUAACAAACUUGGUAGAUGAUAAGAAAGCAGAGGGAGCUGUUCACCUGCUCUUGGUGAUAGGCUUUUGAUUCUGUCUCCUGUAAUAUCCUCGUGGAGAUACUGAGUGGAACAUUCAGUGAAGUGGAAAUCAGUUGAACAGCCAGGCUGUGUUGGAUUUUCAUGCCCGUAUAAAGGGGAGAGGAUGACUUUCGUGUGGAGCAGGUUGAUCUUAAAGGACUGCAGCCACUGGAAAGGACCCACACUGUGGGGAAAGGUCCCACAGCAGGGAAAAGUGUGAGGAAGAAUCAUAGAAUCACAGAAUCACAGAAUCACAAGGUUGGAAAUGACCUGCAAGAAGGAGCAGAAGAUAAUUAUUUGCUCAUUCCCUGUGUCCUGUGCCACUCAGUGAGGAGUGGGGUUGGGAAUAAAAGGGUGAAACUGAGUCCAAGAAGGGCAGCAGAAGUAAGAAAAGUGUUGGUUCAAUUUUGUCUCUGGUUCUCACCACUUGUAUCUAUUUUAAUUUGUGACAAAUUGAAUUUUCACCAGAGUGAAUCUGCUUUAUCUGUUGUGACAACUGCUAAGUGAUCUCCUUGCCUUUAUCUCAAUUCAUGACCUUUUUCAUCUUCUUUUCUGUGUCUUGAGGAGAGAGGCGUGGAAAACAGCUGGGUGGGCAUCUGGCAUCUGGACAAGACAACAAACUGGGAAGAAUGUCUUCAACAUCAGAAUUGUCCUGUUGCCACUUAGAUAUACCUGGAAAGGCAAAUGGGAAACUGAUAAAGCUCAGAAAGAGGAAGAACAAAGUCCUACCAACGGGGAAGAACGGCCACAGAUGCCAGCACCACCUUCUUUCAUGUGAUCCAUAAUUGCCUUUCUUUCAGUGCCAUGUGCUGUUUAUAUUUAACUGUGCAGUCAGAGUUCCAGAUGAAUUUAUGAGUUCACCGGUUUCUGUACAGAUUUAAAAGCUCUGCAAGAAACAGCGUGGCAGAUGAACAGUCCUGAGAUGAGUUGUUUCUUCUUCUGUGUUCUGCUUCUGCUCCAGAUGGCUCGUGCAGAAACCCUUGAUGUAUCCAAAUUGAUUGAAGCAAACCACAACCUCCUCAUAGGUGUCACAGCUUUAGUCUCCAUUCUCCUUCUCAUGGCCAUCAUCAUUGUGUUCUACUAUUGCUUCUGUUCAGUUAAUGGUUCAAAGGAUCCUGAAGGAGAUCCUGAAAGAGGGUCACUCAUUCCUGACAAUUCUGAAGGAAACACCCCUGCAGAAGAAGUUUCACCUUCAGAAGAAACCAUUAUCUCAGCUUCAGAAAAACUUGAUGAGGAGAUAGAGUCCUUAAGGAGAAGAACUGAAUACCUGGAGAAACUUGUCUUUUUGGACAAAAAUUCUGUAACCUUCGAUGCUGACACAGCUCACCCUAGACUGGAAGUCUUUGAUGAAGGAAAGAGUGUAAAGGAUACAGGGACUAACAGAGAUGUGGCCAUGAAUAGCAAAAGGUUCGACUCCCACAUCUUCAUCUUGGCAACCGAGGGUUUCAACACUGGCAAGCACUAUUGGGAAGUGGACGUGGGAAAGAAAAACAGCUGGGAACUGGGAGUAGCUUCUGAAGCUGUGACUAGGAAAGGGACAGUGAUUCUCUGCCCCAGAAAUGGCUUUUGGGUCAUGGCUCUGUCUGACGGGGUAGAGUACUGGGCCUGCACUGACCCUUGGACACGUUUGAAUGUGAGGUCGAAACCACGAAAGAUUGGGAUGCUACUGGACAUCUCAGCUGGACAGCUGUCAUUCUACGAUCCCCAAGGUCAAACGACUCUGUAUACUUUCAACAUUGCUGAGAGUGAUAAGAAAGGGAAGUUCUUUCCCUUUUUUUCCAUGGGUAACAGCGCUGGAAAGAAAGACCCCGAGCCACUAAAGUUGUGCUCUUAAGGUGAGUAGGCAUCUUCAUGGAGAAAACUGUCUUGCUGUUUUGCCUCGUUCUCCUCGUAUCUUCAUGCCACUGCUGAUUUGCACAGACCUUGGAACAGAUUGUGUGUCCCUUCGUUCAGAGUGCCUCCAUCAUUUUAGGAACUGUUAAGGUGAAUCUUUAUUGGCCCUACACUCUCGGGCUCAUCAGGACACGUUGGAGCUGCAUCGUCAUGUAGGUGCUAACCUGUCAAACAACAAUCUCCAUUUUUUGCUUUUAACGUGAAGAAUAAAAUCAUUGUUUUCCCAGA
Molecule: messenger RNA, 2203 nt
Organism: Centrocercus urophasianus (Greater sage-grouse)
Lineage: Eukaryota; Metazoa; Chordata; Aves; Galliformes; Phasianidae
Product: E3 ubiquitin-protein ligase TRIM39-like
Exons: 10
Coding region: 990-1916 (308 amino acids)
Molecular function (GO): protein binding
Source: RefSeq, a predicted model, not a curated record